GUUCUGGUGGUUUUGGUCUUGGUGUAGGGGCCUCAAUUAUAUGGAGCGAAGUCAGAGUCUGGAGGAGCAGCUCAGAUGUCCCGUUUGUCUGGAUGUCUUUACUGAACCUCUGAUGUUACAGUGUGGACACUCCUACUGCAGCUGUUCUGUCCUCUCCUUUCCUGUUCUGCACUGCCUUCCCCUGUCCUUUUCUGUCCUGUCCUCACGUGUUCUGUUUAACCCUGUCUUCCUCUGUCCUCACUUGCUAUAACCUCACCUCACCUCUCCAGGUGCUGUGUGCGAUCCAUGACAAUGGACAUGCUUGGUCAGCUGCAAUGUCCGGUGUGUCGCUGUGCUGUAGAUGGAGACAGUCCUCCUCCCAACCUCAGUUUAGCACGAAUAAUCGAAGUGCUGCAGGAAAUGAGUGUGUCAGAUGGAGAUCAGCAAGAUUUUUGUCCUCAGCAUGACAACCCUCUGAGCCUUUACUGUGAGGCUGAGCAGGUCUUGAUCUGUGGCCUUUGUGGAAGCAUCGGUGCUCACCGCGGACACAAAAUCACACCUGUGAGUUCUGUGUACAGCCGCAUGAAGGAAGAUAUUUCUUGUCUGAUGACAGAAUUCCAGCAUCAAAGGCAUAAAGUGGAGGAUCAGAUAUGUAAAAUGGCAUACAACAAAUCAAGGAUCAUUAACGAGUCAGACGUAAUGAAAUGGAUGAUUAGGAAGGAGUUUGGUGAACUUCGGCGCUGUCUGGAGGAGGAAGAGGUGGGGUUCAUGGAGCAGGUGGAAACAUCAACUACAGCCCUCAUUGCAUCCCUGCAGAAUCAGACAGACCAGUUAAACCAGAACCUGAACCAGCUACAGAAAGUCCAGAAUACCCUGCAGGACCUGAGUGACGAGGGGCACCUGGACUUCAUCACGAAGUAUGCCUCAAUUGCUCCAAGGUUCAGAGAGAGUCAUAAGCUUCAGCAGAAGGGCGAGAGAAUCUUUAGCACUCUGAACUUCAAACCAGGUUUCAACCACAACGACAUCAAACUCACUGUCUGGAAGAAACUACACCGAAAAGUCCUGCCAGCACCAGAGCUGUUGAAACUGGAUCCUCAGACUGCUCACCCGAUGCUGGAGCUCCAUCAUGGAAACACCAUGGUGGUCUGCGGGGCUCUGCUUCAAAAGCUGCCUGAUAAUCCAGAGAGGUUCACCUACAGCUACUGUGUCCUGGCCAACCGAGGCUUCUCCUCCGGGAAACACUACUGGGAGGUGGAGGUGGGCAACAAAGUAAAAUGGCGUCUUGGUUUGAUCAAAGGAACAACCAAUCGUAAGGCCAAGCUGGUGAAGAGUCCAGAGAAUGGUGUAUGGUUGAUCGGGCUGAAGGAUGGUGUUUAUGAAGCCUUUACUUCACCCAGGGUGGUUUUGCCAGUGUCUACACCCCCUCACCGGGUGGGACUGUUUCUUGACUACGAGGGCAGGGGUCUUACGAUCUAUAACAGUGACAGUCCAGAUGAGCUGUGCUUCAUCUACAACUUCAGGCUGCAGGUCCAGGGGAAAGUCUACCCCCUGCUGGACGUCUGCUGGCAUGACAGAGGAGGCAACAAACAGCCCCUGGUCCUCAAUUAGCCUCAGCAGGAGCAUAAUGCAGCUCACAAAAUGGGGAUUAUGAUAUAACUGAUAAGGAGUUACUGUCCAUCAACAGGAAAAAUAAAUUUUGAUCAUGACAUGGAUUUCAUUUUCGUUGCUGGAAAACUACUUUAAAUGUAUAAAUUUAAAAGAGAAUUGUAGGACCAACAUUAAAAAAAAAUGGUGACAUUUGCUCCUUUGAAAUUGUUAAUAUUGUUUAUACUAAGUGGGAUUUGAUUGUAAUCAAAUCAAAACUUAUAUCAGUUUUUGUGAAGUUUAUUUUCACUGCAUAUGCUGUAUAAUAUGUUGUACAAUCUGAGUCAGUCAGAUUGUACAAUAUAUUUUUAUAAAUCCAAUUAAUGAAAAACAAAAGGAAAGACAAGGUUAAACCCUUAUCUCAGAAGCUCGUUCAAACGAGUGUGGCUCAUCCUGCACCUAAAUUGAGAGGCAGUUCCAGAGGAGUCGGAUAGAUGAAGGUCUUCUCCAGUUCUACUCUAGGAAUUUCUGUGAACUACAACUAAACCUACACUCUGAACGAGAAGUGCUCUACUCAUUCAUUCAUGAAAGCAUUCAUUUACACAUUAAUACUUACAUCCAGUACUGUUCUUCCUUGUAGGGACUAGUCGAAAAAGAGGAGAAGGCUCUUGCACCUCAGACCACCCCAGUUGAAAUAAUGGAUAUAGAUGGGGAGGGGGGCGGGUGGGCGGUGACAGGUGGCAGGUCACUGUACAGACGAGACUAAGCAAGAGUUUCACAAGUGGCACCUAA
Molecule: messenger RNA, 2355 nt
Organism: Amphiprion ocellaris (clown anemonefish)
Lineage: Eukaryota; Metazoa; Chordata; Actinopteri; Pomacentridae
Product: E3 ubiquitin-protein ligase TRIM50
Exons: 9
Coding region: 286-1587 (433 amino acids)
Molecular function (GO): protein binding; zinc ion binding
Source: RefSeq, a predicted model, not a curated record